ACGUGGCCCCCGCCUGACCCGGCGCCCGGGGGCGGAGUAGGGCCGAGCGGGCGGCAAACGCAGCACUUUCCGCCGCUUUGACCAGCCCGCAGCGGCCGGGCCCGAGGGCUGAGCCGGGCCGAGACUGCACCAUGCAGGAAGCGCCAGCCGCGCUGCCCACGGAGCCAGGCCCCAGCCCCGUGCCUGCCUUCCUCGGCAAGCUAUGGGCGCUGGUGGGCGAUCCAGGCACCGACCACCUGAUCCGCUGGAGCCCGAGCGGGACCAGUUUCCUCGUCAGCGACCAGAGCCGCUUCGCCAAGGAAGUGCUGCCCCAGUAUUUCAAGCACAGCAACAUGGCGAGCUUCGUGCGCCAACUCAACAUGUACGGUUUUCGGAAGGUGGUGAGCAUCGAGCAGGGCGGCCUGCUCCGGCCAGAGCGCGACCACGUCGAGUUCCAGCACCCGAGCUUCGUGCGCGGCCGCGAGCAGCUCCUGGAGCGCGUGCGGCGCAAGGUGCCCGCGCUGCGGGGCGACGACGGCCGCUGGCGCCCGGAGGACCUGGGCCGGCUGCUGGGCGAGGUGCAGGCUUUGCGGGGCGUACAGGAGAGCACCGAGGCGCGGCUGCGGGAGCUCAGGCAGCAGAACGAGAUCUUGUGGCGGGAGGUGGUGACUCUUCGGCAGAGCCACGGUCAGCAGCACCGGAUCAUCGGCAAGCUGAUCCAGUGUCUCUUUGGGCCACUUCAGGCGGGGCCCAGCAGUGCCGGAGCCAAGAGGAAGCUGUCCCUGAUGCUGGACGAAGGGAGCGCAUGCCCAGCACCUCCCAAAUUCAAUGCCUGCCCCCUACCUGGUGCCCUCCUGCAGGACCCCUACUUUAUCCAGUCGCCCCUCCCAGAGACGACCUUGGGCCUCAGCCCUCACAGGGCCAGGGGCCCCAUCAUCUCUGACAUCCCAGAAGAUUCCCCAUCCCCUGAAGGGACCAGGCUUUCUCCCUCCAGUGGUGGCAGGAGGGAGAAGGGCCUGGCACUGCUCAAAGAAGAGCCGGCCAGUCCAGGGGGGGAUGGCGAGGCCGGGCUGGCCCUGGCCCCAAACGAGUGUGACUUCUGCGUGACAGCCCCCCCACCACUGCCUGUGGCUGUGGUGCAGGCCAUCCUGGAAGGGAAAGGGAGCUUCAGCCCCGAGGGGCCCAGGAGUGCCCAACAGCCUGAGCCAAGGGAUCCCAGGGAGAUAGCUAACAGGACGGGCACUGCAGGCCAACAGCAGCUCUCUGUGCACAGGGGGCCUCUGGGCCUGGAGAGGGGGGACCGAAGCCCAGACAGUCUGCUGGCUCCACUGCUGCUUCGGCCCCCACCAGAAAGUGUGGAGCCUGCAGGGCCCCUGGAUGUGCUGGGCCCCAGCCUCCAAGGGCGAGAAUGGACCCUGAUGGACUUGGACAUGGAGCUGUCCCUGAUGCAGCCCUUGGUUCCAGAGAGGGGUGAGCCUGAGCUGGCAGUCAAGGGGUUACAUUCUCCAGGCCCAGCGACAUCCCCUGAGUUCACUGCCCUGCAGAGUGCUACUUUGAGCCACCCAUCCCCUCACCAUUGGCUGAGAGUGGGGAGGUUGAGAAUGGAAUGGAUGUUUCAACCUGAGCAGAAGGCAGGCGGGCAGGGCUCUCCUUCCCUAAAGAAAGGAGGGGGACCCUUUCCUCUCUGCUGAGCACAGCCCCAUUUCUCCUAGGGAAGGACCCCACGCUCGGGGCCCCACUCCUGCUGGAUGUCCAGGCUGCUUUGGGAGGCCCAGCCCUUGGCCUGCCUGGGGCUUUAACCA
This is a messenger RNA of Lemur catta (Ring-tailed lemur), 1781 nucleotides long. RefSeq names its product heat shock transcription factor 4 (gene HSF4). The transcript has 13 exons. Gene Ontology annotation, molecular function: sequence-specific DNA binding; DNA-binding transcription factor activity. NCBI's taxonomy places the organism in Eukaryota, Metazoa, Chordata, Mammalia, Primates, Lemuridae. Gene Ontology annotation, biological process: regulation of DNA-templated transcription. The coding region runs from base 132 to 1670 and encodes 512 amino acids. The record is from RefSeq and is a predicted model, not a curated record.